Messenger RNA from Salvelinus namaycush (lake trout), 894 nucleotides. RefSeq names its product T cell leukemia homeobox 1 (gene tlx1). Bases 1 to 894 code for a protein of 297 amino acids. Gene Ontology annotation, cellular component: nucleus. The record is from RefSeq and is a predicted model, not a curated record. Gene Ontology annotation, molecular function: DNA-binding transcription factor activity, RNA polymerase II-specific; RNA polymerase II cis-regulatory region sequence-specific DNA binding. Gene Ontology annotation, biological process: animal organ development; regulation of transcription by RNA polymerase II. Lineage: Eukaryota; Metazoa; Chordata; Actinopteri; Salmoniformes; Salmonidae. The transcript is spliced from 3 exons.
AUGGAUCAUAUUGGAGCGCAUCUCCAGCACAUUCACGCGGAGCCCAUCAGCUUUGGGAUCGACCAAAUCCUUAACAAUGUGGACCAAAGCUGCAUGCUCGGCGGUCGGAUGCCCGAGCCGGACUAUGGCCUCGGCUGCGUCGUCAGCACUGCCUACAACACCAUGACUAGUAACUUCCCCGGCAACAACUCUGGAUAUAACGGCAACGCAUGUGGGGUCGCCAAUCUGAGCGGCACCUAUAACAUGAACAUGGGGAUGAACGUCAGUGGGAAUAACGUUAACGCAGCUGGAGUCAUCCGUGUGCCCGCGCACCGACCUCUGAACAGUGGACACUCGUCCAUCCCCUGCGGCAUGUCCACGAUGCCAGGCUCGAUUAACAGCCUGACGGGAUUUACAUUCCCCUGGAUGGAGAGCAACAGAAGAUACACCAAAGACAGGUUCACAGUGGCGCUCUCACCCCUCACUGUAACACGUCGUGUAGGUCACCCGUACCAGAACCGGACGCCCCCCAAGAAGAAAAAGCCCCGGACGUCUUUUACUCGCCUGCAGAUCUGCGAGCUGGAGAAACGCUUUCACCGACAGAAGUACCUGGCUUCAGCAGAGCGAGCGGCUUUGGCCAAGGCCCUCAAGAUGACUGACGCACAAGUCAAAACAUGGUUCCAGAACAGAAGAACAAAAUGGAGGCGGCAGACAGCUGAGGAGAGAGAAGCAGAGCGACAGCAGGCCAACCGGAUCCUCAUGCAACUCCAACAGGAGGCUUUUCAGAAAACGAUAAACCAACCGGCAAACCCGGACCCGCUCUGCCUGCAUAACAGCUCCCUGUUCGCGCUUCAGAACCUCCAGCCAUGGACUGAGAACACCGCCAAAAUCAGCAGCGUGUCCGCCUGCGAAUAA